This is a messenger RNA of Gekko japonicus, 1971 nucleotides long. Its product is annotated as zinc finger transcription factor Trps1-like. NCBI's taxonomy places the organism in Eukaryota, Metazoa, Chordata, Lepidosauria, Squamata, Gekkonidae. Bases 1 to 1218 code for a protein of 405 amino acids. Gene Ontology annotation, cellular component: nucleus. The transcript is spliced from 3 exons. The record is from RefSeq and is a predicted model, not a curated record. Gene Ontology annotation, molecular function: RNA polymerase II transcription regulatory region sequence-specific DNA binding; DNA-binding transcription factor activity; zinc ion binding. Gene Ontology annotation, biological process: regulation of transcription by RNA polymerase II.
AUGAUUAAUGGGGGAUGUCGAACGUUAAGAAGACGUAGAGGCUCGGGUGUUUUUUGUGCCAAUUGCCUGACCACAAAGACCUCUCUCUGGCGAAAGAAUGCAAAUGGAGGAUACGUAUGCAACGCGUGUGGUCUCUACCAGAAGCUUCACUCGACUCCCAGGCCUUUAAACAUCAUUAAGCAGAACAACGGUGAGCAGAUCAUUAGGAGACGGACGAGAAAGCGCCUUAACCCAGAGGCCCUUCAGGCUGAACAGCUAAACAAACAGCAGAGGGGGAGCAGCGAGGAACAAGUCAAUGGCAGUCCGCUAGAUAGGAGGUCAGAGGAUCAUUUGACGGAAGGUCACCCGAGAGAAAUCCAGCUUCCCAGCCUGAGUAAAUAUGAAGCCCCGGGUUCAUUGACUAAAAGCCAUUCUUCUCCGCAGUCAAUCUUGGUCAGCCAAACUGCUCUGGAUAUUCACAAAAGGAUGCAACCUUUGCACAUUCAGAUAAAAAGUCCUCAGGAAAGUACCGGAGACCCAGGCAAUAGUUCCUCCGUAUCAGAAGGAAAAGGAAGCUCAGAGAGAGGCAGUCCAAUAGAGAAAUACAUGAGACCCGCAAAGCACCCGAACUAUUCGCCACCCGGAAGCCCCAUUGAAAAGUACCAGUACCCGCUCUUUGGGCUUCCACUUGUACACAAUGACUUUCAAAGUGAAGCUGACUGGCUGAGAUUCUGGAGUAAAUAUAAGCUGUCCGUUCCUGGGAACCCACACUACUUGAGUCAUGUGCCUGGCCUACCAAAUCCUUGCCAAAACUAUGUGCCUUACCCCACCUUUAAUCUGCCUCCUCAUUUUUCAGCUGUCGGAUCCGACAAUGACAUUCCUCUCGAUUUGGCGAUAAAACAUUCCAGACCUGGGCCAACUGCAAACGGUGCCUCCAAGGAGAAAGCUAAGGCACCCCCAAAUGUAAAAAAUGAAGGUCCCUUGAAUGUAGUGAAAACGGAAAAAGUUGACCGAAGUACUCAAGACGAACUGUCAACCAAGUGUGUGCACUGUGGCAUUGUCUUUCUGGAUGAAGUGAUGUAUGCCUUGCAUAUGAGUUGCCAUGGUGACGGCGGACCUUUCCAGUGCAGCAUAUGCCAAUAUUUUUGCACGGACAAGUAUGACUUCACAACUCACAUCCAGAGGGGCCUACAUAGGAACAAUGCACAAGCUGAAACGAAUGGCAAACCUAAAGAGUAAAACAAACAAACCUUAGCACUUAGCACAAUUAAACAGAAAUAGGUUUCCUUGAUGGGAAUUCAAUAGCUUGUAAUGUCUUAUUAAGCACUUCAUAUAGCAAGCAUGCCUUAUCCAGUAUACAAUCCUCCAUUCUCUUCUCUCCCCCCCCUUUUCCUUUCUUUAAAUGGAAAAAGUUAAGUAACUAAGAAGGAAAAGCUAAACGGAUGGCAGCUGGAAGGGGGGGGCAGGGAUAAUCACUUGGGACCCGUCCCACCAAAACUAUACAGAAGACACUAUAUCAGGGCAAAUAUCUUUGACAAACUUAACCAGACAACUAAUGCUUUUGUUCUUGUGCAAGAAAUGCAGCUGGCUAGAAUGCAAAGAUGUGUAAUGCUGACGCAGGUGUACAGUAACAUAUGCAUACUGUAUAGCGAAAUGGACUUGUUAAAUAAACUGAUGUCCAGAAAUCUAGUAGUAUUUUUUUUUCCUCAUUUGGGUUCACUUUGGCCUUGUUAGAAUGUGCCAUGGCAUUGUCAUUUCCACCAUCUGGAGGCAGUAUUUUUCUCCGGAUGUGCCUCGCGCUAAGCUCCUAUUUGAUCGCUUGACCUUGUGGUCAACCUCUGUUCUCCUCCGUCUUUGCAAGUCUAGGGCAACGAUAGAUUGAACAAUUUAAAACUCUGCUGAUCCAGGAACGACAAUGAGAGCAUUUAAGUCUAUAAAGGCCACUCUGUACUGUUUUUUCCCUCCCCUCCCAGUGUGGAGGGGGGGAAAUUU